Molecule: messenger RNA, 1643 nt
Organism: Sus scrofa (pig)
Lineage: Eukaryota; Metazoa; Chordata; Mammalia; Artiodactyla; Suidae
Gene: EPHX1
Product: epoxide hydrolase 1
Biological process (GO): epoxide metabolic process; arachidonate metabolic process
Molecular function (GO): epoxide hydrolase activity
Source: RefSeq, marked validated
GCAGGAGUCAUGUGGCUGGAAAUACUCCUCGCCUCUGUGCUGGGCUUUGUCAUCUACUGGUUCGUCUCCAAGGACAAGGAGGAGACCUUGCUCCUUGGAGAUGGCUGGUGGGGGCCCGGAUCAAGGCCCGCGGCUGCGGAGGACGAGAGCAUCCGGCCAUUCAAGGUGGAGACGUCAGACGAGGAGAUCAACGACUUACACCAGAGGAUCGAGAAGUUUCGCUUAACCCCGCCUUUGGAGGACAGCCGCUUCCACUACGGGUUCAACUCCAACUAUCUGAAGAAAAUCAUCUCCUACUGGCGGAACACAUUCGACUGGAGGAAGCAGGUGGAGGUUCUCAACAAGUACCCUCACUUCAAGACCAAGAUUGAAGGGCUGGACAUCCACUUCAUCCACGUGAAGCCCCCCCAGCUGCCCUCCGGCCGCACCGCGAAGCCCUUGCUGAUGGUGCACGGCUGGCCUGGCUGCUUCUACGAGUUUUAUAAGAUCAUCCCGCUCCUGACGGACCCCAAGAACCACGGCCUGAGCGAUGAGCAUGUGUUCGAAGUCAUCUGUCCAUCCAUUCCUGGCUACGGCUUCUCAGAGGCAUCCUCUAAGAAAGGCUUCAACUCAGUGGCUGCUGCCAGGAUCUUUUACAAGCUGAUGCUGCGGCUGGGCUUCCAGGAAUUCUACCUUCAAGGCGGAGACUGGGCCCUGAUCUGCACCAACAUGGCCCAGCUGGUGCCCAGCCACGUGAAAGGCCUGCACUUGAACGUAGCCCUGGUUUUAAGAAAUGUCUACACCCUGACCUUUUUCCUGGGACGGCGUUUGAGGCUUUUUGGCUACACUGAGAGGGACCUCGAGCUGCUUUACCCCUUCAAGAAGACCUUCUACACCUUGAUGAGGGAGAGCGGCUACAUGCACAUCCAGAGCACCAAGCCGGACACCGUGGGCUGCGCCCUGAAUGACUCCCCCGUGGGCCUGGCUGCCUACAUCCUAGAGAAGUUUUCUACCUGGACCAACGAAGAGUUCCGGGACCUGGAGGAUGGCGGCCUGGAGAGGAAGUUCUCCCUGGAUGAGCUGCUGACAGUCAUCAUGCUCUACUGGACAACGGGCACCAUCACCUCCUCCCAGCGCUUCUACAAGGAGAACCUAGGACAGGGCGUGAUGGCCAAUAAGCAUGAGGCGAUCAAGGUCCACGUGCCCACCGGCUUUGCUGCCUUCCCUUCCGAGGUGUUACACUGCCCAGAAAAGUGGGUGAAGAACAAGUACCCAAAACUCAUCUCCUAUUCCUACAUGGCCCGUGGGGGCCACUUUGCCGCCUUUGAGGAGCCGGAGCUGCUGGCCCAGGACAUCCGCAAGUUCAUGGGGCUGUUGGAGCAGCAGUGACCACAGCGGGUGGGGGGACUGGCUGUCACCUCAUAGGCAUCCCCUGCUCCCAAGUGGUAGGCUCCCUCCCGAUCCCUGUCCUUUUCCCCGGAAGCUCCCGGCAGAAGUGGGGCUGGCAGGGUGGUGGCUUCCCAGGCUUCUGUGGAGACGCCCCAUUUUCCUAGGAACACACUGGCUUCCGUCCCUGCCAGCUGGGACCCCAGGCCUGCCCCUCAGCAUAUGCUCCCCACACACUUGUUAAGCAACAUGACUUUGAUGAUAAAUGAUUUUCCUUC